Molecule: messenger RNA, 6286 nt
Organism: Alligator sinensis (Chinese alligator)
Lineage: Eukaryota; Metazoa; Chordata; Crocodylia; Alligatoridae
Gene: ETV7
Product: ETS variant 7
Exons: 8
Coding region: 149-1255 (368 amino acids)
Biological process (GO): cell differentiation; regulation of transcription by RNA polymerase II
Cellular component (GO): nucleus
Molecular function (GO): sequence-specific DNA binding; DNA-binding transcription factor activity, RNA polymerase II-specific
Source: RefSeq, a predicted model, not a curated record
UCCCUACCGAUAAAGCCAACCGCAGUAGAACUUUUGCUGGAAAAAAAACUUCAUAGAUGAAUUUUGGAACGAGCCAAUGAACAAUUCAGUCAUUUUUGGAAGGCUUCCUUUUUAGCUUGACCAGAUUAAGGCAACGAGCUAAAGACCUAUGCACCUAUGUAGACUAUCAGUCUUCCCACUUCGCAAGUCACAGCCAUGCUACAAAGCCAACUCUUGUGUGUGUCCUAGUGAAAAUGGUGAAGUGAUGGUUGAUUCUUCUUCAGGCCCGGUACCAGCAGUUAACAUGCCACUGCAGUCGCAGCCCAGAUGUGUGACCUCGCUGCAGCCCAUCACGGAGGGAGAAAUCUUCAAGUUGCCAGGCAGGCUCAACUGUUCUCUGCUGGUUUCAGGAAUCCAGCCCUCGCUCUGGAGCAAAGAUGAUGUGAUCCAUUGGUUAAGAUGGGCCGAGAAAGAAUAUUCCCUCCGGCCAACAGAUGAAAGCAAGUUUGAAAUGAAUGGAAAAGCCCUCUGCAUUCUCACCAAGGAUGAUUUCAGAUACAGGGCUCCUAGCUCAGGUGACGUUUUAUACGAAUUACUCCAGUACAUCAAAAUCCAGCGGCGAGCCCUUGUGUGCAGCCCAUUGUUUAAUUCACCCUUUAGGGAUGCAACACACAUGGAGAUGCACAGCACUGUGGGAGGUAUGAACUGCAGGUUAGAAGUCUCCCCAGGAAGGGUCUCUUCAUUGCUAACGACAUGUCCAAGCCACAGAGAACAGCCCAGGUCUCCCAGAAAGGCCUUCUUCAGAGAGGAGCCACUUAAUCUCUCUCAUCACGGCUCAGAAGUCAGCUGUAGGCCAGAGGUCAUCUGUUGUUUUCCUGCUCCCCAACCAGCCCCAGUUGAUGGUAAAAUUGCAGACUGCAGGUUACUCUGGGACUAUGUCUAUCAGCUGCUGUCUGACAGCCGGUACGAACCAUACAUCAAAUGGGAAGAUAAGGAAGCCAAGGUCUUUCGGGUUGUCGAUCCUAAUGGACUUGCCAAGCUCUGGGGGAACCAUAAGAACCGCAUGAACAUGACAUACGAAAAAAUGUCGAGAGCCUUAAGGCAUUAUUACAAACUCAACAUCAUCAAAAAGGAACCAGGCCAAAAGCUGUUAUUUAGAUUUUUGAAAACACCUGGGGAGAUAAUACACGAGAAAUCCAGCAAGCUGGAACAGCUGGAAAGCGAGGAACAGGAGGGACUGGAUUUCAAGGAGGAUGCGGUGGAGGUAUCGCCCUAAGGACUCUAUUGCACUGUGUCUACAAUGUGGAAACACGCAGCAUCAGAGAGAUGCUGUGAGUCACUGUGAAGAACCUGGGAUGUCCUGCUGUCUCAGGAAGAAGAGACUGCCUUUCUCUCACUGGGUUGCAGUUAAAGGCUUCAAACAUUUUCUAUUCAAAGACUAAAACGUGGAAGUUUGGCAGCAAGAGUUUAUUCACAGAAACUUGUGCAGGCCGUUGAGACUGAGAUGAAUCUGUGGGCUGGCUUUUUGCUUGCUAACGUUUUCCCACGGGUUAUUUUGUGUAUUUGUCUGUUUUUUAAAACGAUCACAUUUGGUACUUUAUGGCCGAGGCUCUGUUGUUGAGUUUCAAGAUGGCUGGUGACCGUGACCCUAAUUCAGGACAGCACGGCUCUUAAGCAUCUGCUUAACUCUACUCUUUGCUUAACUUGAAGCGUAACUCUUCUGUACCUUGCUAAAUCAGUCACAGCUUAUGUGAAGAUUUUUGUGUGGUUUCAGGGCAGAGGGGUUCUUUUAGCUGAAUAUUUCCAAUUAAUUUCACUGUGUAUAGAGCAAUAAUAAUACUGGUUAUGCUUAGCGGACUAUGAAGGCAUGUGACAAAAACAAAAUACCAAAGUGAGUUGUGAUAGAAAUAGUGAAAGACUCCAGGUCUUCCAGUUAUUUACACAGGGGAUAACAAGACGAGUCCCCUGCCUCGCAAGACCAAAUGAUUGAUUAACGUCCCCAGCUGAUGUAAACUCUGCUCAGGUCAAUUAAGCUAUACUGACUCAUACCAGCAGAGGCUCUGGCCAGAAGAAACCUUCCUCUUGGGGUUUGAGUACCAAGAUACAACAUUCCCAAAGGGCUGAAUUCACACUAAAUGACCAGUGGAAAUAACCGGCCUUAUUCUCCUUUCAUGCAAUUCAGCCCCGUGCAGAGGAUUGAAAGCUUAGUGGGUGCAUAUGCUGGCUCUCUUCCACUGCUGUAAAUUGUGGAUAGCUGAGGUUUCACCGAAGCAAGUGAGGGAAGAGUCAGGUUCAUUAACCACAGGGGAUUCAGAGCUGAGUGAUCCGACUCCAUUGUCCAAGGUAAGCGAAAUGCAACUAAACUACACAGCAGCAGAGGUCAGUUUAGGUUUUUGCAAGUUCAUUUUUUCGUUAAAUAAUCUCAGGCGUUGUUCAGAAAAUAAUCUAGCAAAUGCACGUGCGGGUUUUAAAAUCUGACAAUAUCCCAUUUUUGCCUAACAACAUUUUCAGAUCCCCUGCAGUAGUUCUGACUUGCUAUGAAGCAGUUUCUAAGGUGUCACCCUGCCCUGCCUUCUUCCAGCUUACUCAUCCUGCUUGCUUCAAGGUCAUUAGGAUUUCAGUGGGAACAAGAUUAUGCCUAAAUAACAUAUUCUAGAGGCUAUUCUCAUUUUAGGAGAGGAAACCUUGUCUACUAGUUAAAGCAAAGAAGUGCAAAGUCAGGAGGUGUGCGUGCACAAUUGCUCUACUGUGAGGGAGAUGGAUUACAACCACUGUGUGGCUUCAUGUAUAACCCACCACAGAGCCUGCCUGUUCUUUAGUAUUGCCCCUCUAGUCUUUGCUAGUGUGUGUGGAGGACCAGGACUGUAUGACCACUCCCCAAUUGCCAGUUCUGUGCCUUUGAGCAAGUCACUACCACUGAGCCUCAGCUUUUUCACGUGUGAAUUGGACACAGUGGGCGCGUCUACAUGUUCAUUAAUGUGAAGUAACUACUGCGCAUUAAAUUUAGUACUUGCAAAAGGAAAUACAAAAAUGUGCAGUAGGCUGUCCUACUCGCAUUAGUGCAAUUGCAUGCUUUUUUGUGACGGUUAAUGCACAGUAGACUAAUACUACUGCACAUAGCCUAAUAGCAUGGUUUUUGCCUGAUGCCGUAAUGCUUAGUUAAUCAGCCUACUGCGUAUUAAGCGUCUCUUGUAGACACACCCAGAACCAUCUUUCUACAGGGGUAUAAUGAAGGUCCUGCAAACAUUAGGCCUAAGAAUAGCUAUGCCUAUAAGCCAGUGAUUCUCAUCCAGGGUUUGGCAAUACCUUGGGUUGCACUGGGAUCCUUUCAAGGGUGAAAUGUUAGCACUGUUAGGUGUGCAAACAUGUUUCACAAGACAAACCCAGGGAUUUCAAAUAGGAAUACAUGGUGUUCAGUGAUCGUAAGGCCGGAAGGGACCUUGGAAGAUCAUCGGGUCCAGCCCCCUGCACCAAGCAGGAAAACAUGUUAAUGUUAAAAACGUCCUGACCUGUUGUGGUCUUUCUGAGUUCUUUGCACCAGAAAAGUUAGUUUCUUUAGUAUUUAUUUCUGUAAUCAAAAAUGGAGUGAAAACUAAGCUGGCACUUUUCAAGGGGCACCCUGAAUUUACUGAGGAGCGCCUUGAGUCUAACAACAUUGAGGACCACUGCUAUAAAUGCUCCCAGUUACUUCAAAGUGCCAGCAAGCUAUUUUGGUUGAUUUAGCUGAGGAUCCGACCCAUUGCUUGGAAAGUUAUUUGUGUGCAUAAAUGCUCUCAGGAUUGGGGCCUACCCCAUUAGCAGUCAAAUGCAUGCAUGCUCAAAUUUCCAGUGCUAAAUUUAGGCACACUUACCACCAAAGACUGUCCUUCUUAUAGCUCCAAAGUGUUCAGAGACUCUCUAUAUUGAAAAGCCCUAGAAAAACUGCAAAACUAUUUUGUCAACCUCUGCAAGAAACCACAAAGCUUCCAAGAAUGAGGAAUAAGCAUUCACAGGGUGCAUCUGUUUAUAAGCCUGGACCAUAAUAACCACACACCACCAAGAAGGGGAGGGUGUUUUUUUAACCACUGGAAGUCUACAGAUUUUACUAUGAUCAUUUAACUAUUUUUUUUUUAAUAAGGUGAUUGAAAAUGCCUUACAAAUUAGCGCACAGUACACGUUAAGCUGAUGAAAUAUCCCAAUGGGAGAGCUUUCAUGAGCUCUGUGAAUCAUUGUGAUCCUUUGCAUAAUGCUGCCCGGGUCCCAAAGGUAUUUUUGAGGCUGUUUCUUCAAGGGGUGCAAGGCAGAACGGGAGAUGACUUGUGAAUUUCAGUUUGUGUUUUUUCUUUGGAUAAAAAAAAUAAAAUAAAAAAAAAAAUGAAAUCAUGGAGGUGUUUUUGGCAUACACUUUAUAUAUAUUCUCUGUAUAUAUAUCUGUUGUGCAAGGUGCCUAAAUACAAUAUCUUGGCUUUGGCAUAGGCCCUUUGGAGCUGUUCAGAACUGGUAGGCUUAGACCAAUGAUUCUCAACCAGGGUGCUGAGGUACCCUGGGGUGUCACAAGAUCCUUUGAAGGGUGCCACGAGGUAUGAGGAGAUAAGUAACUGAGAGAGGAGAUGAGCAGAUAAGCCACGCUCAGGCUCGUCCCAGCUGGAUGAUCCCUCACUCCUUAACCAGGCCCUGUGUAAGAAGGUAACAUAUAAAUUAGUUUUUGAAACUGGGUGUCACUCAGUUCACAAGGGGGGCUCAAGUCUGAUGAGGGGCACCUCGAGUCAAGUGAAGGGUGCUUCACGUCCAAAAGGUUGAGAAGCACUGGCUCAGACUCCACCAAUUGUCCCGGUGUUGGCAGUCCUAGGUCCUCAGACACUGUGAUGGAAACUAGUGCAACAGCAGAGAUAGAGGAGCAAAAUUCAAGCACCCACAGCCUGUACUCGGCCAAAGCAGGGCAGAAUUUCUCUGCUAGAUAACAGCCCAGCUCCAGAGCUGCUGCAAUGCCUGCACCUCCACUGAGACCAAUUUACAUCAGGUAAGGAUCUGUCCCAGCGGGGGUAAUUCCUCCUUGCUCUCACGGGUGGGAUGUCAGUAGAGUUGUCUUGGGGUCAAAAUGGUGUAAGUUCACCUCUGAAAUCAAGCCCAAGCUCUUCAAGAAAAUAAAGCUACAGCUGCAGUUGAAUUUCCCCUUGUGUUCUCAGAAGUUGUCCCUUAGCCUGGCUUUACCCCCUGCUCGGAGGCAUUUGGGGAUGGAGAGUUGAUGAAGCUGAAGCUUAAGGGGUCAGUGGUGGUUAACACAACCCCUCAAUGAUAACCCUGAGAGCUUAACUUGCAGCAUAGUAAAAUAAACAUUGGACCCAGUUUUCUCAGCUCUCUCGAGUGAGACAGGACCUGACAUGUUCUCCAUAAACACUGAUCCGGGAGUUUCACUUCCAGAAAAUUAACUGUGUGUGAACACCCUGGCUAAAGCCUUCUGUUAACAAAAGAAGGAAAUGAAAAGGCUGAAGUGUCCCUGGAGUAUAUUCACACCACUCCAGACACUGGUUAUUUGGGCUGAGAAUCACACUUGAAACCUUUUGCAGCAGAGGAAAGAGAUGGAUCUUAGAGUCGCAGGGAAAUUUGGAUCUAGCUCUUGGCAGCCUGGACUAGGAAUUCAGUUCACAUUGCUGGGCUGGCUCAGCACAGGGCCGGGAUGCCCAGGCUUUGGGGCAAACGGUGCCUUAGAAAAGAAGAAGGGGGAAGGUUUUUGUUCUUUAGAGUUGAAAUCUACCCAUUUGCAGAGGGUUAAUACCAGGCCAAUGCAGUGCUUAAAUGCAAUUUUGAAGGCUCUAAUGGGAUUUAAUAAAACCCUACAUGCCAUUAGAGGGGUAUCACCCUUAGCUCCGGGACCUGUCCCAAGUUCCCUAAUCUAGCGUAUUAAUGGUAACGGAAAAGAAAAACUGUUUGCAUACCCUGCCUGUAAUUUCAAGGAGAUGCAUCAAUCCUUGCUUCACUUCUUAAAGAAAAUCAUAUAUUGUGCCAGGCACCUGCUGCAGCUCACUCUGGAUGUAGGGGGCAUUUUGGAAGCAUGUUUCAUUAAGCACUUGAGGAUCUUCUGUGAUGGUAGGUACAUAGGUGCUGAUGACUCUUCUGCAGACCCAGGUCUAGGUUUAAUGGCUUUCAGUUUCUAUAGGGAUUUUCCUUAGAUAGAGAUCUCCCUUCUUGGCGUGCAUAGCUGUUGGCUGACAUUGGCCGCAUCAUUAAGGAGCUUUUUCUCCAUCUUUAGCUACUUCUGCUUUGUGUGAAAUGACUUGCGGUCUGGUGCAUGAUCACUACUGUUGUUUUAUUUACAAAUAAAAGACAU